Molecule: messenger RNA, 6794 nt
Organism: Gadus macrocephalus (Pacific cod)
Lineage: Eukaryota; Metazoa; Chordata; Actinopteri; Gadiformes; Gadidae
Gene: sema6cb
Product: sema domain, transmembrane domain (TM), and cytoplasmic domain, (semaphorin) 6E
Exons: 22
Coding region: 555-3872 (1105 amino acids)
Biological process (GO): neural crest cell migration; semaphorin-plexin signaling pathway; negative regulation of axon extension involved in axon guidance
Molecular function (GO): semaphorin receptor binding; chemorepellent activity
Source: RefSeq, a predicted model, not a curated record
CCUGCCCAAGUGUUGUGAUUGCAGUCUGAGUUGAGAACGCGCGUCUGCCUGUGGUUCGGCGCGCUCUUUCGCUGCUGUUUAUAGCGCUCUGGGAAUACUAAUCUCAUUUUUGAGGGGACAAACAACGAAUAAGCUUUCUAUUCUUCGAGGCGACUUUUUCGCUUCUGCGACAGCGUCAUCUGUGCAAGAAGGAGCUGAAUAUUUCCCAGCAGUGAAAAGAGGCGAGGAAAUAAUAUAGUUGGUGACAUUUCCUGGCUCCUGACCUUUCUCCAUCCUUUGGUAACUCUUCCUCUCCUGCUCGGUGGAUCACAGCAGCCCAUCUGUUGGUAAAUGGUAGACUGCUGACCGUGGUGAAGGAAAACCGUUGAAGAGGUGGAGCCUUUUCCGGUUCACCCCUUUUGAGGCCGCCUAAGUGGACGUUUGUGGGGAGGAGCUUCGGACCAGACGACGCCAUUGGACGUUGCAGCCGUCUAUCACAACCGAGUGGGGGCUGUUCUGCUGUGGGCCAUGUGUUCCUGGUGAGUUCCCAGCACGCCGUCCUCCUCCCCGCCAUCAUGAGGCAGCAGCGUGCCGCGACCCCCUCCCUCCUGACCGCCGCCCUGGCGCUCACCUUCGCCCUCGCCGUCUCACCCCGGCUCACCUGCGGAGCCACGCCCUUCCCUCAAGACCUGGAGCCAAUCAGCAUCGUCGGGCGGGAGAGUUCCUACCUGUACCCCAGCUUCCAGGGCCUCAUGUCGGACAACGACACCGUGCGCCUAGGGCUGGACUUCCAGAGGAUGCUGAGGAUCAACCACAUGCUCUACAUCGCUGCCAGGGACCACGUGUUUGCCAUAAAUCUGCCCGCCUCCUCUGAGCGGAUCGUCCCCAUGCAGGUAAAGCUCACUUGGAAGACCAAGGAUGUGGAGAAGUGCACGGUGCGGGGGAAGAACAGCGACGAAUGCUACAACUACAUCAAAGUCCUGGUCCCACGCAACGACGAGACGCUGUUCGCCUGCGGUACCAACGCCUUCAACCCCGCCUGCCGAAACUACAAGAUGGCCACGCUGGAGCAGGACGGGGAGGAGAUGCCUGGGCGCCAGGCGCGCUGCCCUUCGAGUCCGCCAGUCAAACGUGGGCCUGGUUCGCUGGUAGGCGGCGACUUCUACUCGCGCACCAUGACGGACUUCCUGGCAAGCGACGCGGUGAUCUAUCGCAGUCUGGGGGAGAGCAGGCCCGUCCUGCGAACCGUCAAGUACGACUCCAAGUGGCUGAGAGAGCCCCACUUCCUACACGCCAUCGAGUACGGGAACUACGUGUACUUCUUCUUCAGCGAGAUCGCGGUGGAGUACACCACCCUGGGAAAGGUGGUGUUCUCACGCGUCGCCCGGGUCUGCAAGAACGACAACGGCGGGUCCCCGCGCGUGCUGGAGCGCUACUGGACCUCCUUCCUGAAGGCGCGGCUCAACUGCUCCGUGCCGGGGGACUCCUUCUUCUACUUCGACGUGCUGCAGUCUCUCACCAACGUGCUGCAGAUCAACCACCGGCCCGCCGUGCUCGGGGUCUUCACCACCCAGGCCAACAGCAUCACAGGCUCAGCGGUGUGUGCCUUCUACAUGGACGACAUUGAAAAGGCUUUUAACGGCAAAUUCAAAGAGCAGCGCAACAGCGAGUCGGCCUGGAGCCCCGUGCCCGAGGAGCAGGUCCCCAAACCAAGGCCGGGCUGCUGUGCGGCCGACGGCUCCGCCUCCACCUACAAGUCGUCCACCACCUUCCCGGACGAGACGCUGACCUUCAUCAAGUCCUACCCGCUGAUGGACGAGGCCGUGCCCUCGGUCAACGACCAGCCCUACUUCACGCGCACCACCAGCAGGUUCAAGCUGACCCAGAUCACGGUGGACACCUCGGCCGGGCCCUACAAGAACCACACGGUGGUGUACCUGGGUUCGGAGAACGGGCGGCUGCUGAAGAUCCUGGCCAGCACCCAGGGCUCCAACGCCUCCUUCAGCACCGCCCUGCUGGAGGACAUCGACGUCUACAACCCAGAGAGGUGUAACGUGCGUGGGGAGGACCGGAGGGUACUGGGCCUGGAGUUGGACCGGGACAACCACGCCAUGUUUGUGGCGUUCUCCAGCUGUGUCAUCCGCGUGCCGCUCAGCCGCUGCUCAGAGUACAGCACCUGCAAGACGAGCUGUCUCUCCUCCCGAGACCCCUACUGUGUGUGGCUGAGGUCGGACAGCUGCGCCACCGUCUCCCCUGGAAUCAAGGGCGGAUUUGAACAGGACGUGGAAAACAGCCAGCCGCAGUAUCCUGAGAACUGCCACGAUGUCCUGGCGACGACACGCAAGCAGAACACGGUGGCGGCGGACUCGGCGUACGGGAAGACCACACCCGCAACCGCCAGCACAACCAAUGGCGGGCCUGCACUGCCAAAGGAGGCAGGUGACCCCGAAAGAGGCACAGGUCCCGAUGGCCCUGCCCUCGUAGGGCAACAGGGGUCACCUGACUCGGAGCCAAUCAGUGUGGAGAUGGAGGGAGUGCGGCGGCCCCCAGAUGUGGAUAAGUCCAACCACAGCGUCCACUACACCCUCCUCAUCGCCUGUGUGCUGGUGGCCUUCGUCCUGGGCGCCUUUCUCUCCGGCUUCCUGGUCUCCUGCUACUGCAACCACACGGGCCACAAGACAAAGAGGCUGGCCAAGGAUCCAGAGGCUCCCAUCCCCCACGCCCUGUCCCUCCGCAGCCUGGCCAAGCUCAACGGCCUGCUGGAUGGCCAGAACAAGGACGACAAGCUGGAGGUGUCCUCGCCCAAGAUCUACAACUCCUUCUUCUCCAAUAGCAAGGAGCACCACCAUCCCCGGAGGAGCGGGCACCACGGGGUCACCAUGGGCGACCUGGUGCACCCCCACCACCUGCACCACUCCUCGGAGCUGUCCGGCCUGCCCACGCCCGAAUCCACGCCCGAGCUGCCAAUCAAGAGCAUGAAGGCCUUCAAGAACCAGUGGGAGCGGAACCAGAACUGCAACAACGCAAAGGAGCCCAAGUCGCACAACAUGAGCUCCAGGCCCAGCUCCGCCCUGCUGCACCAGGCCAGCUACCCUUACUCCCAUGGCCUGUCCAACGGGCAGGCACUGAUGUGCGGACCCCUGCAUCCGGAAGACCGCAAGAUUCCUAAUGUGGACCGCAUUCUUUCCCAGCACCCCUACCCUUGCUAUCCACAGAAGGUCAUGGAAGUCACCUCCCUGGACGAGUUGCUGAAGCACAUCCACGAGGCCAGCAGCAGCAGCAAGAACGCCCAGCUCAUGAGCCCCUCCGGCCUGAUGGCCAGCGGCGGCUUCGGCAGCAGCCAGCUGGCAGUGGCCACGCGCAUCCAGCCCCAGAUCCCGGAGACGGAGUCAGCGCCCUACUACAGCUCCUCCACGUUACCCCGGGACAGCCUCACCCGUCGCAUGGACGUCCCGCCGGACAUUCACUCGCACCACCAGUCCACACUGGAGCGGAGGCACUCCUCCCAGAGGCACUCGCUCCUCGCCGCCGCCGCCAAGAUGUCCAACGGAGGAGCAGGAGGUGGAGCAGGAGGAGGAGGAGGAGGUGCAGGAGGAGGCGGAGGCAUGAUCCCGCGGCAGCACAGCUUCGGGCAGCGGAACGGCGGGCCGCACCAGCCCCCCCCCCUCCUGGCCCGGAUGAACUCCACCGGGAGCGCGUGCGAGGUGCACUACCCCGUCAUCCCCAACGGGUACCUGGCGCGGCAGCUCAGCUACAGCGGCGAGCAGCAGGAGGUAAUGCACCGGGGGGCCAUCGUGCGCCGGACCACCUCCCUCAAGCCCGACGUCCCGCCCAAGCCCCUGUUCAUACCGGCCACCUCUCCGGUCAACCAGCAGGGAAAGUUCAACUACUGAGCUCCACGGAGGCGGACUUCUAAGACUAUGGAGAAAGAUUGUCCCUCCUGAAUGUUCCCUUAGAAAACGGUUGAAAUACAGACUGCUAUAGAGAGAGGAUUGGACGCGUGGCAGCCGUUUGCUAUGUGGACAAGAAACCAAAUUUGCUUUUUUUUCCUCUUCUCUUUUGUCCAAACAAAUAUCUUUGUACCAUAUUGGUAUUGCUCAGCUACUCGCUUAUAAACCCUUGACAGACUAGUGUACCGUAAUGCUGCCACACGAUGAAAGGCUGCCAAUAUUCUCAUUGUCCAUUUAAAAUGCAAGUUGCUCCUCUUUUUUCUUUCUUUUUUAAACAAUGGCCACAGGAGGGUCGGACAAAAUAUAUUGACAUCUUGAAGACUUGGAAGCUAUGACCUCCUGCAAUGCUGUUGAAUUGGACUUUUGUUUUGCCUUUGCUUACUUUCUCAGAUGUAGUGUUGAUAACCAGCCCUGACUUCCCUGCCCUCCACCCUCAGAUGUGUUUAUAAGCUGGUGUAUGUAUAUAUGUGUGUGUGUUUAUAUCCACACGGUAUAUGUAUACAUAUGCAGUACAUGUAAUGUGGGAUGCAAGACAUCUCCCCUAAAGGUAGUUUUGUUUCGGCCUCACUUUAGUCGUAGGCUAUAAAAGAAGAAGAAGAAGAAAAACACUGGUCACAGUCCAAUUCAGAUGAGGACCGCGAAGGUCUAGGGAAAGCAAACAUGUACUUCAUCAACACAUUCACAGCCUUGAUAAUGGCGAUAAUACGGAAUGAGACGCUUCAAUACAGACGGUCCUUUAAUUUCUUUUCUAUGUUAAUUAUCCUUCCCCCCGCACACGAGAUCAGCGCUGUCUAAUCACGUUCCGUGGAGCUCUGAAUGCAUGCGUCACCACACCAGCUAAUUGGCUAAUUGGCAUAGCAUUCUAACCAAUUAGGGAAGUCGGCAGGUGUUGUUAAGAUGUUGUGUGCUUGGUUGCCAUGUGAUAAGAUUUGCUCACGACUGGGCAAGAUGGGUUGAGUUGCAUACAAAAAAGUUUUUUUUUUUUUUUACUGAAUGUUAAAAUGGUGCUCCGUAGCGUCUCCCGAAUGGAUACAAAGAUAUAUAUUUAAAAAAAUGCCCAAAAAGGACUAGAGAAAACCUUGUAUGCCGUGAAGGCACAUGGACAUUACAUAGUAUGGACUGCAGUUAGUAUAAUUAUUAUUAACUUUGUGGUUAUUGGUUGUAAAUAAAGGAAUAAUUACUAGCCAAAUUUUAACUGUAUGUGUAAAUGUGUGCCUUAUUUAAUAUUGUAUGUGAUUAAUGACACGGAGCUAAAAAUGGCCACCACGCUAUAGAUGGUGUCUCAUUUUAUAUGGUUGUCAACGUGUCUAUUGUAUAUUUGAAGACUUUCAUUCCAAAACAAUAUAUUAAACAUUUGACAAAAAAAAGAAAAAAACAAUCCCAUCUUAAUUUUUAUAAAGUGAUCGCUGACGUCACUUUCUCACAGCAAGUUGUUCAUCAGUUAUUUUGAUCUUUUGGCGAACAGAUUAGUAAGAAUAAAAGUAACGUACUCUUAGGUGCUGUCUUUCACAUCAAAUAUCAGGUAUUAUUAAUUUCCCAUAGCGGAUAUUUUUGCGUUUUGGAAUGUAAUUCUUUACAUGUGUCCACAUCGCAAGUGUUUUCCUGCUUCCCAGGAUGCCAUCCUGAGGGGUAAGUGUGGGGAGGGUUUUGAACCCAUCCAUCUGGUUUCACCAAUUCACCGCUCAACGGGUUUCACCACUCGUGAUUGCCAUUGUAUCUUUGUUUUGGCCUCAUAGCGCUAGCUUCUGUUUAGGGUCUCUUUUUGUUCUUGAUUAAUAUCCAACUACAAAAAUUAUCAAAUAUACAACUUUUUUAUUGCAUGCUUGCUAAACUGAUUUGUUGUUUUUGGCUCCAAUCCUAAGAGAACAUGCUUUAAAAAAAAAAGAUUAUUUUUUUCAUCUGUUAGACAUAGAAGUUCGAAAAUACAUUAGGUUUUCUGUGUAGAAUUGCUAAAGAAAUUGUUUUGAGGACUUACAUGGCAUUUUGCAGUAUGAAUGAACAAGGACGCAAAUUCAGCAAUGCUCAACACCCAGAGUUACCAGCUCUGUGAAACUACAGUAAAUCAAAGUCAAAAUCGACGUGUGUUUAAAGAGUAUGCACACAUAACCCUAAAAUACCCCCCCCCCCCCCCCCCCCCGAUGAAUGGGUCAUCGUAUAUAGCGCUAGAGAGAAGAAAAAAGAUCUGGGGGAGUCACUAGUUCGCUAAACAUUCGUAGACGAGAUGCAUAUAAGGGUCAGUAGAGCCAGCCCAGGAAAUACAUCCUCUCUCAGAACUCUGCUGUCACAGUGUCGGGCAAAGUUAUUUUGGCCCUGGUGUGCUGAAAAUUUCAAUUACCGGAAAUCAACAAGACAGCAAUCUAUAAGGAACUGCAAUUGGGAGCCAUUGAUUGCUAUGUCCUGGGGCUAAAUUGACAAAGCACAUCAUUAACUAGUCAGUAAUUGAGAGGAAUAAAUAGCCCUUGAGACACUAGGACCUGGGCUGGGGUUGACUAAACCUAAGUUAGUGUGGAGUUACCAGACAAUUACAAGAGUAUAAAAAUGUCAGCCGAAUAACCCCAAUUUAAGACAGACCAUGAGAUUGCUAAAGAGAAGUUUUGGCAGCUAUCAGGCUUCAAUGUGUUUUUGUAUCAGUUGUCGAGUGAGAUUGUGUGGGGAAAGGGAAUGGAUCGAAACGAGGGAAAUCUGUAUUUGAUUUCUCCUGGCUUGAGUGUAAAUACAUGCCAUUGGGGUGGAGGAUCAGUGAUUCAGCAGUAUGUUUUUUUUGUAUGAUUUCUAGUCUACACCUUCUGAGCUACUGUGAAUCUGGACUCACAGAAAUAUCAUUGUAUGUCUCUUAUACUAGGAAUAAAUGACAAUAUAAUACAA